UUGGAUCUACAAGGUUCUGCGAUCGAUAAAGUACCAAGUGAAAUUGGCAACCUAUUCAACCUGCGUUUCCUAGGCCGGCCUAAGAGAAACAAAAAUCGAGAAGCUACCAAAAUCAAUUGGGAAGCUGCAAAAUUUACAGAUAUUAGACGCCUGUGACACUAAAAUCAAAAGUUUACCAAAUGGAGUAACAAAGCUCAGAAAGUUGAGGCAUCUAUUUGUAUUUAUCAAUUCAGAUAAGAUGUACCGCAGUCUGGCAGCAUUUGGUGGCGUUCCAACACCAAAAGGGAUAUGGCAUUUGAAGGACAUACAAACUCUGCAGUUUUUUGAAGCCAACACAAAGAUGGUACAGAAGGUGGGAGCCCUGAUCAACUUGCGGACAUUCGGUAUCACCAAAGUACAAAUGUGCCACUGUACAGACCUGUGCCGGGCUAUUGCAAACAUGAACCAUCUUGUCCUUUUACAGAUUGUGGCGAAAGACGAGCAAGAAAUACUGCAUUUGGGAGCUCUUCGUCUACCACGAUCUCUGCGAAAAGUGAUGUUGUUGGGGCAGUUAGACAAAAAAUAUUCCUUACCUCAAUGUUCCAUGUCCUUCGGGUCCCUUACAAACCUGACCGCCUUUCAUCUUCGUUGGUCUCGAUUGGUUGAGGAUCCGCUCCCUUACAUUCAGGCGUUACCUAGAUUGUUGGUCCUCCAAAUUUGGGAAGCAUAUGAUGGCAUAAAAUUGUGCUUCAAAACAGCAUCAUUCCAAACACUAAAGGAACUUGAAAUAGUGGAUGCUCCACAGCUCAAUCAGAUUGAAAUAGAGAAAGAAGCGAUGCCGAGCCUACAAACACUUAGUCUCUCAGGUUGCCCAGAGCUGAAGGUGUUGCCUCAAGGCAUCGAGUACCUCACGUCCCUUCAGGUGUUACAUUUUGGAGAACCGGCAGAGGAGCCUGCUGCCGGGCUUCGAGGCGGAGGAGAAGGUGGAGAUCGAUGAGAGCUGCAAGGACCCGAUGAAAAUUCGGCACACACCAAAAGUUUUCCUUUCAUUCAAGAGAGGUGGCGAAUGGGCGUGGGAAAGGAUUCCGUGACUCCAUGCCACCAUGUGUAGCUCCCAAUCACCAAAAGUGCUGCACUAUAUUGUAUUUUAAUAAUGUUAUUUUCGUCUGUUA
Ananas comosus (pineapple) is the source of this 1151-nucleotide messenger RNA. RefSeq lists its product as uncharacterized. The record is from RefSeq and is a predicted model, not a curated record. The transcript has a single exon. Bases 239 to 976 code for a protein of 245 amino acids. Lineage: Eukaryota; Viridiplantae; Streptophyta; Magnoliopsida; Poales; Bromeliaceae.